AUGUCUUCUAAUUUGACAGCUUCAAAUACACUUAAAUCAGAUCAUAAGCAACAAAUUGAAUCAGCAGCAAACAAAUUGCCUCCACCUUCUGCUCUAUUUGACUUUUAUAAUAGCCCUAAAAUGAACGAGCCUGCUUCUCCCAAUCCCAGACAAGUCUAUAUCCUUCCUCCUCCUUCCUCAUUGCCUGGCUUCCAUCUCCCUCCUCCUCCCACUACUGCUGCUCCUAGCAAUAGCAGUAGUAAUGGCAAUAGCAACAUUAGCUACUAUCAGCAACAUCCUCCACAACCUCAUCCUCAUCAAGCCGAAUAUCAUCCCCAAUACUAUUACCCAAGCCCUACGUCUACUAACUCUGGUAUCAAGAGAGAAUCCAGCUAUCCCUCUCCUUCUACCCCUAACAAAAAGAGAACCAAGAAAUCCGCUGCUGCUGCUGCUGCUGCUGCUGCUACGACGGACGACAUUUCAGUUGCCGCCGCUACAUUGGCUUCAUUUGCCUCUUCCAACGAUGAAGAUGAUGAAGAAGAGGCUCGCCUAGAGCAACGACAACAGCCCAGAAAGAAGAGACAAUACAACAAGAAAUACACCUCAAAAGAAGACGCAUUGUCAUCCAAGCAACAGGAAAAUCAAGUAUUGGAGGCAGCAAGAAUUCUGAUGGACAUUUCCAGAUGUGUUGUACGUCAAGUUAGCGUAGCUCAUUAA
Molecule: messenger RNA, 696 nt
Organism: Mucor velutinosus
Lineage: Eukaryota; Fungi; Mucoromycota; Mucoromycetes; Mucorales; Mucoraceae
Exons: 2
Coding region: 1-696 (231 amino acids)
Source: RefSeq, a predicted model, not a curated record